Messenger RNA from Brassica rapa (field mustard), 393 nucleotides. Its product is annotated as BAG family molecular chaperone regulator 1-like. The record is from RefSeq and is a predicted model, not a curated record. NCBI's taxonomy places the organism in Eukaryota, Viridiplantae, Streptophyta, Magnoliopsida, Brassicales, Brassicaceae. Gene Ontology annotation, biological process: protein stabilization. Gene Ontology annotation, cellular component: cytoplasm. Gene Ontology annotation, molecular function: protein-folding chaperone binding; adenyl-nucleotide exchange factor activity.
AUGGGAAACCAAGAAGAGUCAAGAAUGGGUAGAAUCAGUGAUGAGGUUGCUAAACUUUCCAACAAGGGAGGAACCAGAGCUGAGGAUAAGGAGUUUGUGGUGUUGAUAGAGUUGCUUACGAUGGAAAUGCUUAAACUAGAUGAGAUUGAAGCCGAUGGAGAGCUUAGAGUGCAGAGGAAAAGAGAGUCAAAUGAUGUCUUUGAGUUUCUCCUUACAGGUUUGCGUGUCCAGAGAUUUGUGGAAUCGUUGGACGUACUGAGGGUGAGAAACCGCGACAUGAACCGCAGUGCAAACUCUCAGGAUAUGCCUUUGCCAAGGUUGGGAAGUCUGUGCUUUUCUUUAGCUCCAAAGGCUUCAACAAUCAUAACACAGGACUGGGAACUGUUUGCCUAA